This is a messenger RNA of Linnemannia hyalina, 1797 nucleotides long. The record is from the annotation of a GenBank genome assembly. Lineage: Eukaryota; Fungi; Mortierellomycota; Mortierellomycetes; Mortierellales; Mortierellaceae.
AUGUCUGUUGCACAAAAGCAGGACGCGGCGCCUAGCCUGUCCACCGCCGCUACCACCACUACCAGCAAGAAGUCGGCCAUCCUUCUCCCCUCGGUCGCGCUCAUGCUCGCCCUCUCUUGCCUCUUCUCUCCCGCCACUGUUCAAGCGGGACCCGUUGACGACGCUGCAGCAGCUAAGCACUCUGGCUCGUCCCCCUCGUUCUCGUUGCCACCUUUGAACUGGCUCCGAACUCACCUCGGUACAAAGUCGCCCUAUCCCCAUGAGACCAGACCUGUUGGACACCUGAAGGAUACCCCUAAGGGUUACGAGUUGGUUCAGCUGCAACUGGUCUGUCGCCAUGGUACAAGGUACCCUAGUGCUGACAAGUCUGUCGGGUUCCAGAAGAUGACCGAUAGACUCAAGGGUAUCAAGUUGCCUGGAUUCGAAUGGAUUAAGGACUGGCCAAGUGAGACGUUGUACCCCCCUGCAAGAGGUAACCUCCUGUCCGUCCAGGGAGAUGCUGAUCUGUACCAAAUUGGUCGUCGCUUUGCCAUCCGUUACAAGACCCUCUUGGACAAGUACCCCUACGACGCCGACUCGUACGUGUUCUACUCAUCGCCAAAGUCCAGAUCUAAACAGUCGGGGUAUGGUUUCUCGGUCGGAUUCUUUGAGGGUCGUCUCGCGGAAGAUUCUGGAUCUGCGGUUGAGAAGGGCGUCAUUGGAAAGAGGCCUCCCGUCCAGCCUGUUGAGAUCUCCAUGCUGCCCAUCGGAUUGGAUAAGGAAAUGGCGAUGAAGUACGCGUGCCCUCGCUGGCUCGAGAGCGUCGAUGGUCAAUCAGCUGUUGAGCGCAACAACAAGGAGUACGAGGCCACGUUCAAACCAGAACUGGCACAACGUCUCUCCGCAGUUUUGUCCGCUGGAGCCAAGACCCCCGCGGCCCAGUUUAACCUCACGGUCAAGGAUGUCGGUGUUAUCCAGAACAUGUGUGGAUUCGAGGUUUCCAUGCACAACACUGAGAAGACUUGGUGUCGGUUCCUUGGUCUUGGACUCUCUUCAUCGAAGGAUGGCAAGUCUAAGAAGGAUGGCAAGGAUGACUUGGAUGGUGAGGCGAAGGAUCUGUUCCUGAAGCUUGAGAUCGCGGAUGACUUGGAUGACUAUUAUACCUAUGGACCUGGAGUGCCUUUCAACAGACAUCUUGGAUGCAAGUUGGGUACUUCGUUGGUGCAGUCUGUUGAGUUGGCUCUGACAGAGGACAAGACCGGCGCCCCUGUUGCUAGCGGUGAUGAUGAUGAGGAUGUACGUGGAGUUUCUCGCGCUGUCCUCAAGUUUGGUCAUUCUGAGACCAUCAUGCUCUUCUCCUCCAUGUUGGGCUUGUAUAACAAGAAGGGAGUUCCAUUGACGGCCAACAUGACAUCUGAGCAGUACGAAAACCGCGAAUUCCGCGCCAGCAACUUCGCCCCCUUCUCCUCCAACAUGGCCUUCGAGAUCUACCGCCCCAUUGCCCCCAAGGCCCCCAAGCUGCGCCGCCGCCAGGAUGCCCCUGCUGCCGCCCCUGAAGGUUUGAUCCGCCUGUUGGUCAACGAGGUACCCAUGACCCUCCCCGGCUGUGGAUCGAACUACUUCUGUGAAUGGUCGACCUUCAAGAAGAUUCUUCAGCUUACCAGUUCCGGAUGUGACUUUGAUGGUUGCUGUGCUUCAUCGGGAAAGCCUGCCGCUUCUGCUUCUGCGCUUGAAGGUGGUGAGGUCAAGGCGGCGUUCUUGAAGGCUUUUGAGAAGAGGGCUGACUCUGUUUGUCUGUCUAUUCAGCCUGUCGCCUAA